Molecule: messenger RNA, 1048 nt
Organism: Penaeus indicus
Lineage: Eukaryota; Metazoa; Arthropoda; Malacostraca; Decapoda; Penaeidae
Gene: sicily
Product: NADH dehydrogenase (ubiquinone) complex I, assembly factor 6-like
Exons: 7
Coding region: 1-987 (328 amino acids)
Biological process (GO): biosynthetic process; mitochondrial respiratory chain complex I assembly
Cellular component (GO): mitochondrion
Source: RefSeq, a predicted model, not a curated record
AUGGCCACCUCGAGAAUCCUCAAAACUCUUUCUUCUUCUUCUUCUUCUUCCUCCUCUUCCUCGCCUCUCCCGACCUCCCGUCUGUGGCUCAAGAGGCAGAAGUUGCUCUCGGGAAGGAAGUAUGCCAGUUCUACCCCGAGGAAGCCUGUCAGUGUCUCGGAAUACUGCUUGGACGCGAUUAAAACCUAUGAAUAUGAGAACUUCCUAUCAUUGCUGCUGCUUCCAGAGCAGUCUAGGCCUGCAGCUAUAGCUAUACGUGCAUUUAAUAUUGAACUAGCUCAGGUGCCUGAUGUCACAUCCGAAACCCUAAUGGCUAGGAUGCGGUACCAGUUUUGGAGAGACACUCUCGACCAGAUCUACAAUGGUGGUUCUCCAAACCAGCCCGUGGCCUUGCUGCUGAGAAGGGCUGUGGAAAAGAACAAGCUGUCGAAAUGGUGGUUAAAAAGCAUGAUAGACAGCCGUGAGGACCAGUUGGAAAACAAGCAGUUCCCCUCGGUGAAGGCUGUGGAAGACUACAGCGAGAAAUCCAACUCUGUGUUGUACUACCUCGUUCUGCAGAGCAUGGGAAUCGAGAACGUGCACGCCGACCACGCAGCCAGCCACAUAGGGAAAGCGGAAGGAUUGGUGAAGUUACUAAGAGGCGUCCCUUUUCUCGGCGCCAAGAGGAUGGUCCUGUUACCCCGCGAUGUCAUGAUGCAGCACAGUGUCUCUCAGGAGGACGUUGUGAGAGGAUUACAAGAUCAGAAGAUGAAGGAUGUGGUUUAUGACAUAGCAAGUAUUGCCCAUCAACACAUUGAGCAUGCAAGGAGCUUCAUAAAGGAUGUACCUGAAGAAGCUCGCGUUGCUCUUAUUCCAAGUACGGCAGUGUUUGCUUACCUUAAGGCACUGCAGAAAGCAGACUUCAAUAUCUUUGAUGGGAGUCUCCAGAAGAGAAAUAGUUGGCUACCAUUUACAUUGUGGUGGGCAAAAUUUACGAAAACUUAUUGAUCUUUUCAUUCUUUAGUUCUGUUAAUUUUGUAAAAUAAAACAAGUUACAUGGUGGAGUCAU